GGGUUAUUUGACAACAUGGCGCUCCGCCCAUUUCAUUCUUACUCAUUGGAAAAUAGAUUGUUUGUUUCUCUUGCGCAUGUCAGAGCGAGGUAUACUUCGCGACACAUUCGAAGUUCGUUCUUUCUGUGAACAGAUAUCGUGGAGGCGAGUUCGGUUAACUCGUCAAAAUGGUGAACGGUAGGAUACCAAAUGUAUGUUCCAAAACAUACGUGACACCCAGACGUCCGUAUGAAAAGGCCCGUUUGGACCAGGAAUUGAAAAUUAUCGGAAAUUAUGGUCUCCGUAAUAAGCGUGAGGUAUGGAGAGUCAAGUAUACACUCGCUAAAAUCCGUAAGGCUGCCCGUGAACUGCUUACCUUGGAAGAGAAAGAUCCUAAGAGGUUGUUUGAAGGUAAUGCACUUUUGCGUCGUCUGGUCCGUAUUGGAGUGUUGGAUGAAAAUAGGAUGAAGCUUGAUUAUGUUUUGGGUUUGAAAAUCGAUGAUUUCUUGGAGAGACGUCUGCAAACUCAGGUGUUCAAGUUGGGUUUGGCCAAAUCCAUCCAUCAUGCUAGAGUCUUGAUUAGACAGAGACACAUCCGUGUUCGCAAACAGGUCGUCAAUAUUCCUUCGUUCGUCGUGCGUUUGGAUUCCCAGAAGCACAUUGACUUCUCCCUUAAAUCGCCAUUCGGUGGUGGACGUCCAGGCCGUGUAAAGAGGAAGAACCUGCGCAAGGGAACUGGCGGCGGUGCCGUAGAGGAAGAGGAGGAUUAAACCAAGAAAGUUUUAUAUAAAUGACAAAUAAAUCUUGUUAUUUAUAAAA
Molecule: messenger RNA, 798 nt
Organism: Aethina tumida (small hive beetle)
Lineage: Eukaryota; Metazoa; Arthropoda; Insecta; Coleoptera; Nitidulidae
Gene: RpS9
Product: 40S ribosomal protein S9
Exons: 4
Coding region: 168-749 (193 amino acids)
Biological process (GO): translation; positive regulation of translational fidelity
Cellular component (GO): cytosolic small ribosomal subunit
Molecular function (GO): rRNA binding; structural constituent of ribosome
Source: RefSeq, a predicted model, not a curated record